CUAGAUUUUGAUGUGAUUAAUGACAUUAAUGAGGGUGUACGCUGCAACAUUUAGAAUUCUUAGAAUUUACGAAUGCUUUUAAAGAAGAUACGACCUCUGAUUAUUGCUAAAGCGAAGCUACUAUUAAGUUGCAACUACAGAAAGCACUUGAGGUCAAGGACAAUGUGUUAGGAAAGUCUGCCAUACCAUAACAAACAAUUUUUAAUGAGAGAACAUAUGACCAGUCAUGGGUCUCUAUUCCUGGUUAGAGAAGAAGGAAGGUGGAUUUUGGGGAGUUGUGGUUGUUUUUUCUGCGUUCAUGAUACAGAUCCCAUCAUUUGGAACGGCUCAGAGUUUUGGUAUCUACAAUAUGUUCUUCCUGCGAUACUUUGAUGACAGUCCAGCUGCCAUCUCUCUGAUUGGAUCAAUUAAUGUUGGCGUAUUCCUGGGAUCAGGUCCUAUUGCCACAAUUCUGAUGAACCAUAUGAGCCACAGAAAAGUGGCACUGAUUGGAGCCACACUUAGUUGUAUUGGUCUGAUUGGCUUACCAUUUGCUCCUAACAUCAUAUACAUGUAUGGAUUUUAUGGUGUUCUCAGUGGUCUAGGAUUUUGCUUGGUUUAUGUUCCCUCUCAUGUGUUAUCUGGGUUGUACUAUGACACCAAACGUAGUUUAGCCACAGGACUAGCCACUAGUGGUUCAGGAGUAGGAGCAAUUAUUUUUCCAAUAAUGGUAAAUUUUUUAGUUGACAAAUAUGGAUGGAGAGGAUCGUUUUAUAUUGUAUGUGGAAUCAGUAUGCAGAAUUUUAUUUUUGCCAGUUUACUCAGACCAGUUCCAGAAAGCCUUAAGCAGAAGUAUGAAAAAGCAGCUCAAGACAGAGAAAUUGAAGUCGAAGGUCUUGACACGGAGCCUGAAAAAACAGAAUCUGAAAUACAUAUAAAAGAUUCAGAAAAGCUUUAUAUGAAGACAACUUCUGUGAAAUUAUUAUCCUAUGCUAGAAAAAUGAGCUUGGAGGAUGAGAUUAAAGAGGAAGAUAAAAAUUCAGAAGUCAAAUCAAAUAUUAAUAAAAAUGAAGGUGUUGCGUUAGAAAAUGUUCAAUUACAGGAAAAAUCACCUGAGACAAAUAUUAAGAUAUUAGAGGAUGAGGCAAAAGAAGUACAAGAUGGAACCCAUACUGAAAUAGUAAUUCCUGGCAGUCCAACAAGAUUACUUAAGGAGGAGACAAAAGGCAGCAUGGAGAUUGACACUUGUAAAAAAUGUGAUACACCCAGAAAUAGCUUAAACGAAGUGGAAGAACUUGCUAUGACAAAGAAAAGCACAUGUUCUAUAUUAUUCAACUAUGCAUUCAUUAUUUUCUUUGCAAACAAUAUCUUAUGGAACAUGGGUGUUGUAAUAAUACUUCUAUUUGGACCUCAAUACUUUCUGACCAUUGGAUUAACUGAACAGUCUUCGGCUUCCAUAUUUAGCAUUGGUGGUUUUGGAGCAUUUUUUGGAAGCAUCUUAGGAGGAAUUGUGGGAAAUAUCCCAAAAUUACGUUUAGACAUUGCUUACAUUGUCAUCACAGUUUUGACAGGCAGCUUUUGUCUUUUAUUUCCGAUUACCGCAUUCCAUAGCUUUGGUGGACUUACCAUAAUUUAUGUUGCCUUCUCUGUGAUGGCUAACAUUAUAAUGGGGUUGUUAGUUGUGGCAGUUGCAGCAAUAGUUGGACCAGAUGCACUUGGUACUGGUAUGGGGUAUGUCAUGCUUGCCAAUGGGAUUGGAAGUAUAGCAGCACCUCCACUAAUAGGUUGGGUAUUUGAACAGACAGGAAGUAUAGAGAUUGCUUUUUAUAUUGGUGGAGGAUGUAUCAUACUGGCAGGAUUACUCAUCAUACUGAUACCUGUCCUUGACUACUUCUAUUUAGAGCCCAAACCAAGUAGAAGGAAACCAGAAAAGAUUGCCAAAGAAUGUUUACAUGUGUAUUGCAUGUAGAUGAUCAGUAAAGAAAGGUGUUGAUAUAACUAUGAUAGAUAUUUAUAUGUGGAGUACAUUCUGUAUUUUUAUUCUGCUACCUUGUUUAUUUAACCUUCAAUUUUACAUUGAAUUGUUGAACACAUAUUUUUGUAUUUUGAAAAAACUGAUUUUUUAUUCAUGUUUUUAUCAUGUUGUCCAUUGAUGUCAGGCAAAUCUAAUUUUUUAAUUUACACAAUUGGGCAUUUAUUACAAUGGUAAGCAAGUCUGAUGUGUAUCAUUUGUUUUGUUUUUGUUUAUCAUAUCUCAAUAAAUAUCUACCUCUCAAAAAAUCAACAACAGUCAAGGUUCAUUUAUUUGUACAUGACUACCUCACAUGAAAAAAAAACCCACCAAUGAUGUUCUGUUAAAUAAUAUAAAUCUAAAUUCUACCUCAAUUUUUUAGAUUAUGAGAUUAAAAGAAAAUUAUUGUGAUCAUUUAAGCAUCUUAUUUUAACAGACAAAAAUAAUAAUAGCGACAAAACGGACGUAAUCAUACCACAUCCUCUUAUUUUAUUUUAUAUUAUAGCAAUUGCUUUUUUAUCAUAUUUUUAAAAAGCACAAUUUAAAUAACUUGGAUAUUUAUGUUUUCUUUUUUACAUUAUUCUGAAGGUCAUUGUGGUAUUUUUGUUUAGGAAUACAAAUCGUAGAAAGUCAGUGGGAAGCUAUUUUUUUAUUUUUUUUUGCAUUUCGACAAAUAUAUCUGAAGUUAAGCAAAACUUGAACCACAAUAGCUUUAUAAAUUGGACUUUUGUUGUUACUGCCUGUAAAGCUUGAAUAAUGUUAUUUUUUAUUACUAUAGCUUUGAUGGAUUUUAUUAAAUUUUUAAUAAACUCUUAUAUUUAUGUAUUUAUUAUAUACUUAAUAGUUAAUACAAGCAAAUUGUAUGUGCUAUAUAAUCAAUGACAAUCAGCCAUCCAUGAUGAUAUCUAUAUCAGUCACAGUUUCAAAUAAAAUUCAUGUCCACCAUGAAUGCCCUCUAUGUCCAUCAUUAUACCAUAUUAUAACAGAUAACAUACUAUAGCAUCUCACCAGGUAGCCGUAUUAGAUUGACCACUAGCCCAUGCUUUAUUACAUCAAUAAAUGGUCAUCAUCCUAUCAUUUAUGGCCCCUAAUAAACGGCCACUUUUCUAUGAUGACCAUACCAGAUGGUGGACAUUUAGGAGAGUAUGUCAAGAGUUUUACUGUAGAAUGUCAUAUAGUUUUUUCAAUAUCUGACCCAUAUCAACCUGAAACACCAACAUAGACAAUAUAAUCCGAAGAGCUCUGCUGCAGGUAUUGUAUUGUGUUCUUUAAGGGCUCUGCUCCAGGUAUUGUAUUGUGUUCUUUAAGAGCUCUGCUCCAGGUAUUGUGUUGUGUUCUUUUGAUACAAAGAGUUCUAUAUGUAAGUACUAUAUAUUAAUAGUGCACCAGGGGCCUCGGUGGCCGAGUGGUCUAAGUAGUCGAAUUACUGUAUCACUAGCCUGUCAACACUGAGGUUGUGAGUUCGAAUCCCGCACGUGGCAGGUGCACUUGAUUCCAAUCUUAAUUGACUAGGAUUGUCAGUUUUCCUACCCAAGGUCGGUGGUUCUCUCCGGGCACUCAGGCUUCCUCCACCAAUAAAAAUUGACCGCCAUGAAAUAGCACAAUAGUGUUGAAAGUGGCGUUAAACACCUAUCAAUCAAUCAAUCAAUAGGGCACAAAUAUUUAAACUUCAUCUUUUAGUGAAUUUUCGAUAUUCUAUUGCUGAAAUGUAUGUGUUUGUGUAAGAAAAAUUACUGUGAUCAUAUUAGGUAACUAUACGUAUCCAGGUUUGUUGUUUUUAUUGCUGGUUUGUUAAUAUUUAUUUAUACAUAAUUGUAGUACCAUACUCAGGAAAUAUAUUAUAUGUUGUUUUAUCUUAACAUUGCUUGUUAUAUACAUGAUAUAUACUAUAUAAAUAUUUUAAUAUACAAAAGUACCCCUGCUUCAAACAUUAGGAUUUAACUUUAAUGACUAAAAGAAUAUUUUUACAUUUUUCAGAUAUCUUUUUAUUUCAUUGCAUUUAAAAAUUGAAUUUUGUUGUUUUUUCCCAAAGAACCUGCAACAAAAUGUU
Molecule: messenger RNA, 4040 nt
Organism: Mytilus californianus (California mussel)
Lineage: Eukaryota; Metazoa; Mollusca; Bivalvia; Mytilida; Mytilidae
Product: monocarboxylate transporter 14-like
Exons: 5
Coding region: 227-1948 (573 amino acids)
Biological process (GO): monocarboxylic acid transport; transmembrane transport
Molecular function (GO): monocarboxylic acid transmembrane transporter activity
Source: RefSeq, a predicted model, not a curated record